Penicillium diatomitis is the source of this 864-nucleotide messenger RNA. RefSeq names its product SDR family NAD(P)-dependent oxidoreductase. Bases 1 to 864 code for a protein of 287 amino acids. NCBI's taxonomy places the organism in Eukaryota, Fungi, Ascomycota, Eurotiomycetes, Eurotiales, Aspergillaceae. The record is from RefSeq and is a predicted model, not a curated record. Gene Ontology annotation, molecular function: oxidoreductase activity, acting on the CH-OH group of donors, NAD or NADP as acceptor. The transcript has 2 exons.
AUGUCGCCUACACCUACCUUAUCGCAGCAGUCCGAUCAAAUUGCCAGACAUGAGUCAGCAGGCCGGCUAUCAGGGCGCACAUGCAUGGUCACUGGAGGGACGUCCGGCAUUGGCUAUGCCAUCGCUGAACGCUUCUUGCUAGAAGGCGCCUCGACUAUCAUUCUAGUUGGCAGAUCAGAGGAAAGGCUACGAAGGGCCGCUGAGAAGCUCACGCCAUCCACGAAACUCAGCACCACAUCACAGAAAGUUCAAUUGCUUGUUGGGGAUGUGGGAGAGGCUGGGGGAUGGAUGCGGGAACUGGAACAAAAUAUGGCCAAUGUAGACGUGCUCGUCAAUGCAGCAGGCAUAUCAGUGUCCAAUCUUCUGACGAAACUAGACUUGUCCGACAUCUCCAGCAUUCUUCGCACGAACUUGGAAGGCGCCAUACUUACCUCGCGCGCAUUCUUACGCGCUGCUAUCAGAAGCAGAGUUCGCAAUCGCAAAGCUUCCCCGUCUGAAGGAACACCAGCCUCAAAGUGCAUUAUCAACAUAUCGUCACUCUUGGCACUCAAGGCUGGGACUGGCGCAGUGCCAUACGCUGCAUCCAAGGCGGGGCUUUUAGGUCUGACACGAGCGUUAGCCGCAGAGAAUGCUACGUCUUCCAGGAAUAUGGCGAUUCGGUGUAAUGCGAUUGUCCCGGGGUAUAUUGCGACUCCCAUGAUCGAGGGCUUUUCUCCUGGCGAGGUCGAGAGGCUAACAAGCUUGAUCCCUCUUCAACGUUUUGGGGAUCCAAAGGAAAUCGCCGAUGCGGCGGUCUUUCUGGCCCAGAACGAAUAUGCCAAUAAUUGUGUAUUAAAUCUCGACGGGGGUCUAAGUGCAGUUUAG